UACUUCCCAUCCUACGCUUUAUCGGGUAUCAACGCUUAGGGUUUUGACCAGAAUUCUCUUCCUUUUUUUUUCUUUUUUUUCCCCAGCUUCGUGGUAAUUGUUACGACAUCGCGAUAUUUUUCGUACAUCAACCAUCCGAAAUUACCCCUUAAUUCACGACAUAUUCUCGAAGCAUCUAGCCAUAUGCUAUGCUUGAAAUAACCUCGCAAGCGAUUAUGAAUCUACCUAACCCUUCGCAUAGGGGUUUCGGAAGCAUGCUGGGGGUUUCGCCUUGUCAUGGCCAAUCAAACUGAACUUGAAUUGAAGACCUUCGAACUUUCUAACGGGCUUUCGGGUUCUUCUCUAUCCGUAACUUCUCUUGCGAUGAUUUCCGGUCUUCCAUCCCAGCAUUCUUCGGAGGAGCUUUGUCAAUUGAUACAGUCAAAGAAGCUGUGGCUCAUGUCUCCAGGUGUCUGCCGAAUACAAAUAAUCGUAGACCGACAGCAAUUAUCGAUGCUAUUAGACAAUACCGAGGCUUAUUUCGCAUUCCUAGAGCAUCUAGCUGACGCGAUCUGUCAAUGUUCCUUAUGGGCUUCCCUUGGUCUUACGAUCAAACAAGAGGAUAUCCAAUACGAACCGCCGUACGAAGGGGCACCGAAUCUUUAUUUUAUUAUCGAGCAUCCACAGAAGUCAUCGAUGCUACUCUCGCCUCCGCAAAGCCCUACUGCUCGCUUCAAUGGGAUAGAGUGUCUCUUUCGGUAUCAGUCAGGCGAUCCGGAGGUUUCCAGUACUGCGACCGAACUUCCAGAUACACAAGACACAAUCAUAGGCGACCAUUCCCCUAUGACAGCAUUACACGCUCUAGAGUCGAUCAGUGACACCUAUGGAGAUGUCAUGCCGCUUACUUACUGGGGGGAACCAUUCGCAAAUAUGCCUGCAAAUCAGGCGUUACACCCGUGGGAUGAUGCGACUCAUCUAGCUGAAAUGGCCUUACAUGUAACCAUUGGCAUUAAGAAGCGUAUACGUGGUUUGCGGCUGUUCCAUCUCGACACUAAGCCAUCAUUACUCGAACUAGCCCCUACUAUUUGGAACGCGCAUUAUCUCAAGGCGGUGACAUCCCAUGUUACAAAAUUCCCUCUUAUUUCCAACAUUUUAGCAUCGUCUACUCGAAGUCGAUCAUCGUCUCUACGGCAAAAGAGCAAGAAGUUAUUAUUUGAUGAUGCUUCGAGCCAUCAGCCCACAAUAGAAACAGGGACUGAGACAGAUCUAAAUAUCAUCUAUCGGAGUUCCAUUGAGAGGAGGCUUUGGAACUUAGUACAAACAUCACUCGACCCGACCACACGCACCAAAAGUGCUGGUAGAAACACUGACCCACAAUUAGAUGAGGUCUCCGACGAACCCUACGUGCUUGUGCCUCUAGAGGUGGACCAUUUUGAUGCAUUUGAAUAUGGCAUUUCAGAUAACACAUUAGGAAGCAUCGGAUUCAGUGGUAUGCCUAGCGAGAGAUUCCCACCAUAUCUGAUGUCGACAUAUCAACCCCCGGAUAACGGCAACGGGUAUAAUACAGUAUCGGGACACCCACGACGGUGGUGCGAAGAUGAGGACGUGGAAUGUACCGAUGAAGAUCUUCCUCCGGAAAUUACUGGUGAAGCGGAGGAAAUCCGCAACUCGCCUCAUUCUAAUCACGAGAGUUCUUUCUAUAAUCAAUCCUCGAGUUCUAGAGAUUCACGAAGCAUUCCAGCUUCCCAAGGGCAUAUUUUCAAUGGUUCCGGCAAUCUUACAGUAGAUGAAGAUCUAGAUAUGCCAGACUAUUUUGACGAUAUGGAGAACAUACACGAUACCAUUGAGGAACCAUCAUUUGAGCAACAAAUUGUGGCCAAAGAGGAGACACUGCGGGAAAGCGGAUAUAGCAGUGAUGUUAACGGUCCUAUAGAAGAAGAGUAUUACCUGAAGGAAGAACAGGUAGAUUCUCAGGACAUAGAAAUGUAUAAACAAUAUUGAUAAACAUAUAAACGGUAAAUACAUAAUAUUAUAAGUGCUAGACGCGGCCCGCUGUCAUCGAAGCACCCCUAAAUAUCCCCUUAUCCUCGAAUCUAUUGUCCUCCUAUUUCCCAAAAUUCUAAACCCAUCACUCUUCCUGGGGACCGCGCCUACUAAGACUCGUGGUUG
This is a messenger RNA of Hypoxylon trugodes, 2148 nucleotides long. RefSeq lists its product as uncharacterized. The coding region runs from base 277 to 1980 and encodes 567 amino acids. The transcript has 3 exons. The record is from RefSeq and is a predicted model, not a curated record. Lineage: Eukaryota; Fungi; Ascomycota; Sordariomycetes; Xylariales; Hypoxylaceae.